AUGGCCGGUAACGCUGCGCUGGGCAUUAGUGACAGUAGCAUGGGAGACUACCUAGCCGGAAUUUGGAGCAAACAUGUCGUAUCUGAGCUCGCUUGGGGCCGAAUGUUUUCACCUUUGAUAUCAGUUACUGAAUAUGUCGCUCCUACUUGGAGUUGGGCUAGCGUGAAUGUCCCUAUGGCUAUAGAUGAUGUUCGUGAGGGCCUUGCUUCGGAUUUAGCGUGGGCUCAAAAGUAUCGUCCUGAGCUUGUCUCGCACCGCAUUCUUGAUGCAGACCAUUCAAACCCAUACGGAAAUGUAUUAUCCGGAUAA
This is a messenger RNA of Penicillium angulare, 309 nucleotides long. RefSeq names its product HET domain protein. The coding region runs from base 1 to 309 and encodes 102 amino acids. NCBI's taxonomy places the organism in Eukaryota, Fungi, Ascomycota, Eurotiomycetes, Eurotiales, Aspergillaceae. The record is from RefSeq and is a predicted model, not a curated record. The transcript has a single exon.